Messenger RNA from Cucumis sativus (cucumber), 1641 nucleotides. Its product is annotated as basic leucine zipper 34. The coding region runs from base 336 to 1178 and encodes 280 amino acids. The record is from RefSeq and is a predicted model, not a curated record. Gene Ontology annotation, molecular function: DNA-binding transcription factor activity. Lineage: Eukaryota; Viridiplantae; Streptophyta; Magnoliopsida; Cucurbitales; Cucurbitaceae. The transcript has 5 exons. Gene Ontology annotation, biological process: regulation of DNA-templated transcription.
CGUUCAGUGAAUAUAGGAGUGGGCGCAAAAGCGCGGAGUUUGGCAGUGCUUUUGGAGCGAGUGCUUUUAUAGAGAACCAUUUAAGCUUAGAAGAAGAGAGAGGGAAUCUCAAGUUGUAGCUUCUUUUUAUUCUUCUUCAUCUCGUUGAGGGCCGAAUUUUGAAGCUAAUGGCGUCUUCUUCUUCAUUCUGAACACAUUACAGCUGCAAAAAAGGCAAGGAAGAUGUUUCAUUUUCACAUUGUCUUUUUCGUUUCCAACCAAAAAAUUACACUUAUAAAAGCUAAGAACGAGGCUGAUGCUGAUGGGAAACUUGUGAUAUAGUCCAGUAACUCACCAUGUCAACAAGGCAAACUCACCUUCCUCCUCGUCCUCGCUGCCCGAUUCAAAAGAAAACAAUUUCUGGUUCUAUUGCACCAACCCCACCUGUUAAUGAAUUAUCUCAUGACAAUUCUUCUUCAGUAAGUUCUGUGUUGGAGGAUGAGCCUGUAUGGCUCGGUGAAUUAUUAAGUGACUGUGAAUCAAAGUCCUUUGGACAACCGCUUCGACGGUCAGCUAGCGACUCUGUCACCCUUCUAGAUGGUCUAGCAGACUCACUGAGGAGUAUGUGUAUUGCCAAAGAUGUGGAGAAUUCAGUUGGGAAUGAAACUUGUGAACAAUGGGAUCCAUCUUGCACUUAUGGACCUAACUCACCCAGGAGAAAAUGCAGUUCAGAUUUUUCAAACCACAGUAUGGUUUCAGCAUUAUCAGAAUUUGUUCAUCUUCACCAUGCUGCUCCGGUGCACACAGAUGCCUGCUCCUUUGCCGAGAACUCUUCUUCGAAUUUAAAUGGAAACAUUAAUGAAUCAGUUAGGGAUUUCAACACAAAUGAAAAUGCAGCAAAACGGCACAAUGGGCAGCGGUCAAGGGUUCGUAAGCUUCAGUACAUUGCUGAACUGGAGAGGAAGGUUAAUGUUCUCCAGACAGUAGAAUCACAGUUGGCAAUAAGAGUUGCCUCACUGCUUCAGGAACGGGUGGCUUUAUCAAUGGAGAAUAGCAAAUUAAAGCAGCAGGUUGCAAGAGUUCGACGUGAAAAAUUGACUUCAGAAGGUAGACACCAGGUACUUAAAAAGGAAGUGGAGAAAUUAAAGCUUGUUUUAGCAAAACUUCCAGAAAGACAGCAAGUCAAGAAGUCAUUUUGAGCCUUCUUCUUCCGGGACGUUAUUCAGACCGCCAUCGAACGAUCAUCGAUAAAAUCCAGGAGCAAACUUGAAAGUAUGAGGACAUGGGACUGAUGUGCUAGCCUCCUCCUGCCAUUGUUCUACCAUUGGCAAUGAUUUUCUGCCAUUGAAGUGGAACUUGAAAUUUGUUUUUACUGAUCUGACUUCACGAGGAAAAAAAAAAAAAAACUUUGAUUCCAUCUUUAGUGAUGUUUACUUGAAAGGGGCAAGCAUCCUCUCUGUCUUUGAAAAUGAACCUUUUGGAUUGGUGUAGCUAUGGUGUUUGAAGGGGUUUUAGAAAUUGAAUUUUUGCAGAAAAUUGGAGUUUGAUUCUGUAUCUAAAGGCAGGAUUCACUGGGUACACCCACAGGAAAAAUUAAAAGAAGAUUGAAAAAGAAAGACAGCAUAUGGACCUACAAUCAUUGUUGAAGGAAAAUUUUAUCCA